Messenger RNA from Gaeumannomyces tritici R3-111a-1, 408 nucleotides. RefSeq lists its product as hypothetical. Bases 1 to 408 code for a protein of 135 amino acids. The record is from RefSeq and is a predicted model, not a curated record. NCBI's taxonomy places the organism in Eukaryota, Fungi, Ascomycota, Sordariomycetes, Magnaporthales, Magnaporthaceae. The transcript has a single exon.
AUGGCAGGCCGCAGCAGCAACAGCAGCAGCAGCAGCAGCAGCACCAAGAUUUUCCCACUGAUACGCGCACGAGGGCCGUUCCCGCUGGACAAUGCUUGCUCAGCUCCCCAUAAUGUCGGAUGCCCGAGGAAAUACCUACAUAUGCAGGUUCUCCUGCGCAGCAGCGGCAGCAGUAGUAGUAGUAGAAGCGCGUCCGGCUGUUAUGCGCAUGGCGAUCGAACAUUGGCAGCUUCUUCGACAUGCCGCCAAACCAUGGCUCGGACGAGAAGCGAAACUUUGGUCGUGAUCAGCAGCAGCAGCAGCAGCACCCAGGGCCCUGGCCCGUCAGAGCAACAACGCCAUGACGUAAACGAGAAAGCGGUAGCGAGGAAAGGGAAGGUGGACCCCUUCGGCUCGCAGGCGGCGUGA